Messenger RNA from Arachis ipaensis, 1971 nucleotides. Lineage: Eukaryota; Viridiplantae; Streptophyta; Magnoliopsida; Fabales; Fabaceae. The record is from RefSeq and is a predicted model, not a curated record.
AUGCAACUUCAGUUUACAGAUGAGGAAGCUGUCUAUCGAUUCUACAAGACUUAUGCAAUGAUGCACGGUUUCGCUGUGAGGUUGGAUGAAGUCAGACGCGAUAGCGAUGGUUCCGUUGUUUCGUUCUACGAAGAGCACUCUCAUGAAUUAGUUGCUCCACUCGACGUUAGCAUGAUGCCUGAGUAUCGCACAUUCAGUGUAUCGGAUAAAGCUCAAGCGAAGAAUUUGCACGACAUAGGCAUCAGGACCUGUCACAUCUUGGGAUACUUGGCUGCUCAAAAAGGUGGAUAUGCAAACUUGCCAUUCAACCAAAAAGACAUGUACAACCUCAUUACUCAAUAUAGGAAGGAAAAGGUGAAGGGUGGUGAUGCAAAUGCUGCAAUAAGCUAUCUGAGAGGUAAAGCUGGGAACGAUUCUUAUUUCUUUGGCAAGUACACAUUAAGUAAUGAGAAUCAAUUGGAAAAUUUGUUCUGGGUUGAUGGGACUAGCCGCAUUGAUUAUGAGUGCUUUGGGGAUGUGUUGACGUUUGAUUUGACUUACAAUAGGAAUGUCUACAAUAAACCACUUGUUAUAUUUUCUGGUAGCAAUCAUCAUGGGCAGACCGUCGUAUUCGGUUGUGGUAUUCUUGUUAAUGAGGAUAUUGGUUCAUACAAGUGGCUCUUGGAAACUUUUUUGGAAGCAAUGGGGAGUAAACACCCUACGGCAGUUGUCACCGACGGAGAUCUUUCAAUGAGAGAAGCAAUUAAACAGGUCUUUCCUUCUGCAACACAACGACUAUGUGCAUGGCACUUACAUAGGAAUGCAUGCGAGAAGGUUAAGAACAGUGGAUUUCUAAUGGACUUCAAGCAAUUGAUUUAUGCCAAUGUGAGUGUUGAAGAGUUUAAGGUCAGGUGGGAAGACAUGGUGGCCAGGUAUAACUUAUCAAGCAACUCUUGGGUCGUCCAAACCUAUGAGAUGAGGAAUCUAUGGGCUCUUGAAUAUUUGAGGGACCAAUUUUUUGGGCGAAUCAGGACAACAUCCCAGUGUGAAGGGAUUAACUCUCUAAUAAAAGCAUAUGUGAGAAAGAAAGAUACCCUUCUUGAAUUCAUCAAUAACAUGGAGACCGUGGUUAGCCAUUACAGGAACAAUGAAAGAGUCGCAGAGUUCAAUAGUAAAUAUACCGCUCCAGUACUUGUGACUUCUUUGCCGACACUUGAAGAUUUUGCUGCAAAGACUUUCACUCGUAAAAUGUUCCGGGAGGUCAGGAAGGAAAUUGAGGGUGCUUGUGCAAUGAAUACAGAGUUGGUAAUUCAGGAUGGUGGAAAACUAUACUUCAAGUGUAACAUUUUUGGAGUGCCAGAGAUUCAUCAUGUGGUUGAGUUUGACAGAGUUCGGGGGAUUCUCCGUUGCGAGUGUGUGUUGGGUGCUGAGUGUUCUAGGUUGAUGGAUUUGGCCUGUAAGAAUUCAAGUGACUUUGUGGAAGCAAUGAAUAGUGUUGUCGACACAAUUACAAAACUCCAAAAGCGAGGUGAAAAUCCACGUAACGCUAACUUAGACGAUGACUGCGUUGGUGACCCAUUGGUGGUGAAGAGUAAGGGAGCUCCCAAGAAAAACUCAAAAUUCAAGCAACAGAGAAAGUGUUCAAACUGCGGUGUGACAGGGCACUACAACAAAAGUUGUCCUAAUGCUCCUGGUAGAAUCCCAAAGGAGCCAGUAGACGAUGAUACAGAAACGAAUAUCAGCAGCAUCCUCCCUAAGCGCAAAAGACAUGACAGUGUGAAAAAUCAGCAUAAGAUGGAAAAAGAUAGUAACAUUGGUGGUGGAACAGCACCAACCUCAGCAGCUAAGUCGGCUUUUAUUGAUCAAGUGAAAACAUCAAGUCUUGGUCCCAAUAUCCCGGUUUGUGCGUCUACAAGUAACGAAGAGUCCGGGAUGGGUUCCAUACCAGCUGGGUCUUCUGUUGUGGCCCCUGAAACUGGAAUGGCAGCUUGA